GGCUCAGAGGAGCCAGAGCGCAGGGGACAAGUCCAAAGCUGACCUGAGCUGUUGGCUAACUAGCAAGAGAGAACGACACAGCUAACUAGCUAGCUGCCAUGGACGCCGCGGGCGGCUCGUCGGAGCCAUCCUCCCCCUCCUCCUCCGGCGGCGGCGAGCAGGUGUAUGUGGCGGUGGGCGAGUCCAAGGCGAUGGUGCUGUGGGCGCUGCACAAGUUCCCCAAAGACACCGCCUUUGUGCUGCUCCAUGUCUGCUCCCAGCCCAAGCUCAUCCCCAUCAUGGGUGCCAGGAUCCCUGCUAGCCAGGUGCAAGAGCAGGAGCUGACUGCAUACAAGAAGAUGGAGUUGCAAAGAAUCAAUGACAGUCUGGACCAACAUCUGCUCCUAUGUGCACAGGAAAAGGUACAAGCUGAGAAGCUGGUGGUUGAAUCAGAUGAUGUGGCAGAGGGACUAGUGCAGCUCAUCACUGAGCAUCAUGUCACUGCCCUUGUCAUGGGGGCAGCAGCUGAUAAGCAUUACACAAAGAAAAUGAAAGCUCUCAAGUCCAAGAAAGCACAGGUUGUAGAACAGCGGGCAGAUCCUUCCUGCAAAAUAUGGUACAUCUGCAAAGGAACGCUUGUUUACCGUAGGAAGGCGGUUCCCCUUAGCCAUGGGGCAAUGCCGCAAGGUGCACAAAAGCCUGAUGCUCAACAGUUUUCAGUGGAUAGAUCAACUAGCUUGUCAGAUAUGUGGUGUGUUUCAAAUACAUGGCUACACAAACCAAAUCUCAGACGAUCCGACGGUAAUGAAAAGGAAACUGUUAACGAAUUUGACGAGGCUGAUAACAAAUUCCAGCAUAUGCUCCGGGAGUUGGAGAGUGUAAGAAAACAAGCUUACGAAGACAACUGCAGUCGUGAAAAGGCAGAAAGGGAGUUGUUUGAGGCUUUCCAGAAAGCACGAGCCUCUGAGAGUAUGUACUUCGGAGAAGUGAAGCAAAAGAAUCAAAUAGAGGAUAAGUUGAAAACAACACUGGAGGAAGUUGAAAGACUCACAGAAACAACUAAUGAACUUUGUGCAAAGCUUCAAGAUGAACGCAAGAAAAGAUUAGCCAUGGAGAAAACAACUUCCCAUUCAGACCGUAUUAUCAAGGAUUUGAUGUUGCAGCAUGACAAGGCAGUAAGAGAGGUAGAAGCACUACAUGCAAAGAAAGGAGAGUCUAGUGGAACCUCGGAGGGGACAAUGCACAUCACGGAGUUGUCCUGCUCGGAGAUUAACGGAGCAACCAACAACUUUGACCACUCACUGAAGGUUGGAGAAAGUGUUUAUGGAAGUGUGUACAAGGGCUUUCUUCGGCACACAAAUGUAGCUGUAAAGAAGUUGAAUCCUGAAAGCACACAGUCACAGUCGCAGUUCAAUCAAGAGAUAGAGAUUCUCAGCAGGGUUCGACAUCCAAACCUGGUGACUCUUAUAGGAGCUUGCAAGGACGCUCAAGCUCUUGUCUACGAAUACAUGCCCAAUGGAAGCUUGGAUGACCGCCUGGCUUGCAAAGACAAUUCUAAACCUCUCAGUUGGCAGUUGCGCACCCGCAUCAUUUCUGAUGUUUGCUCCGCGCUCAUCUUUCUCCAUUCUAAUAAACCCCAUAGCAUUGUCCACAGUGACCUUAAAGCAUCGAACAUUCUUCUUGAUGGAAACAAUGUAGCAAAGCUCAGUGGUUUUGGCGUGUGCCGAAUGUUCACUGAUGAGUUCAGGGGCAGAACCACUCUAUAUAAGCAUACCCACCCAAAGGGGUCUUUUGUGUACAUUGAUCCUGAAUAUGUUAUGACUGGUGACCUGACCCCCCUAUCUGAUGUAUACUCUUUCGGAAUCGUGCUGCUGCGCCUUUUGACUGGAAGACCAGGAUUCGGGCUGUUGAAAGAUGUGCAACGGGCAGUGGAAAAGGGUUGCCUGGAAGCAAUUUUGGAUUCAUCUGCUGGGGGCUGGCCAGCUAUGCAGGCUGAGCAAUUGGCUCGGGUAGGUCUGAAAUGUUGUGAAAUCAGAAGAAAAAACCGCCCUGACCUGCAAACGGAGGUUUGGACUGUACUUGAACCAAUGUUGAAGUCUAGUUCCAUCAUUUUGUGUUCCUUAUCAUUUAAAUCAGUAUCCGAAGACCUUGGAGGUGUGCCGCCCUACUUCAUCUGUCCAAUACUACAGGAUAUCAUGAGGGAGCCUCUAAUUGCUGCAGAUGGUUUUACCUAUGAAGCCGAAGCUAUAAGGGAGUGGAUUGACAAUGGCCACCAUACAUCACCCAUGACAAAUCUUGAGCUACUCCACUGUGAUCUUUUGCCGAACCAUGCCCUCCGCUCUGCGAUCCAAGAAUGGCUGCAGACAAAUGCAAAUUAAUAU
Messenger RNA from Triticum urartu, 2360 nucleotides. Its product is annotated as U-box domain-containing protein 33. The record is from RefSeq and is a predicted model, not a curated record. Gene Ontology annotation, molecular function: ubiquitin-protein transferase activity; ATP binding; protein kinase activity. Gene Ontology annotation, biological process: protein phosphorylation; protein ubiquitination. Lineage: Eukaryota; Viridiplantae; Streptophyta; Magnoliopsida; Poales; Poaceae.